This is a messenger RNA of Engraulis encrasicolus (European anchovy), 3681 nucleotides long. It is a transcript of the gene c20h6orf62, whose product is annotated as chromosome 20 C6orf62 homolog. NCBI's taxonomy places the organism in Eukaryota, Metazoa, Chordata, Actinopteri, Clupeiformes, Engraulidae. The record is from RefSeq and is a predicted model, not a curated record. The transcript has 5 exons. The coding region runs from base 1486 to 2178 and encodes 230 amino acids.
CGCGCAGGGGCCAUUUUGGAAUCAUUUGUUUGGCGAACAGCUCAGCUCUUCUUCACUCAGACAGCUAUAGAAGGCCGGAAACGUCAAAGAACCGAUCAAAAGUCGUUUUACACAAUUACUGAUAAGUAUGGGUCCACCAAGAAGCAAAUCUCGUCGCAUAUCUCCCGAGAGAACGGAGGAUUUCUGUUGGUUUGUCACUUUAUCUUGACAUGGCAUGGCUGGCUAGGUUGGUUGUUUGUGACGACUGAAAAAAAGAUCGAAAACAAGCGGAGAUACUACCUUGAAGCGUCAGCAAAAGAGAAAACUAUUGUACCGUUAACUGUGGGCAUAUUUAAAUGUACUCGUGUUACCCCUUGGAAGAGACGAGACGGCGCUAGUCAACUAAUAACAGGCUUAAUAACUUCAACAAUGUGGCAGCAAUAUACACCUCUCAAAAUGGUGACGACCAACAAUAGUUAGCUAGGUAGCUAGCAAACAUCGCAAGAUCCGGGUAUUCGCAGUGGUAAGGCAAGCUUUCAGUUAAAUCAAGGGAAAAUGUAAAGAGGCACAUUGUCAGCUCUUCAGCAAGGACAGGGGCAUGUUAUUACACUGAUAAGUCUAAAUUAAAAUGUAGCUGGUGAGUUUUAUAGCUAGCUGGUGGUAAAGUCUAUCGCUGCGUUGCCUAGCUAGCUAGCACAAGUUGGCUAGCUGGCCAACCAUCAAUAGCUCUCAACAUGAGGAAUGUUAUCGACAAUGGCGUAGAAGACCGUGGGCCAGUUUUAUGGCUGUAAAUACCGACAUGUCAACCUUUUCUGGUAACUUCUGUGUUUCACAUGGUGCCAAUUUGUCCUGGCAUCUACACGUGUCUGCCAUGGUCGUCUGUACCCCCUGCCAUUCAAAGAGCCGUUACUGAAGUAGUGCUUUACAAACAAAUUACAAACGAGAAAAAUACAAUAAUGAACGAAGCUCUUGGUUAUAUCAAAACGUAGGCUAGUUCUCUCAGCUCGUCUAGGCUUGUAUUUCACAGUUGAAGAGCCUGUAUCGGUAUGGGUUUCGGAAGUUAUGAGAACUCUCAUUUUUGUUGUCAUUUAGCGUUACAUUUGCAGCGACAAAAGUUACCUUAAUCUUUUUGCUUUCUGUUUUCUGAUUGAUACCCUGUGUAGAGACGAUUUGCGGGACGUUUCUUUUGGCCUUAACUUGAUUGCCCAGCUUUUACCAAUAUGAUCUCCUGAGAAAGCUACCCUGACACUGCUAAUGUAGGCCUCGACGCAGCUAAAUUUAAGCAGUCGCACUUUUCCCAUUUUAUCUAAAAUGACUUAGCUUUGGGUUUGUUUUCCCCCCUCCUAUUAGAAGUAGUAUGUAAUCCAAGUUAGUGUAGAGACCUUUACUUUCUCCUCUCUGAAAAGGGGUAACCUUAGUUCCGCGCUAGUCCGUAAGACAAAAUAACAACAACAAAAAUAGAUUCUUCAUAAAUUAUAUAAAAAAGUGAAACGAUCGUCAUUAACGAUGGGGGACGCGACUUCCCGAAGAAACCAAAUGAGAAACCGACUCCGCGCUCAACUGCGGAAGAAGCGAGAAUCCCUGGCUGACCAGUUUGACUUCAAGAUCUACAUCGCCUUCGUGUUCAAAGAAAAGAAAAAGAAGUCUGCACUUUUCGAGGUAGCAGAGGUGCUACCCGUCAUGACCAACAACUACGAAGAGAACAUCCUGAAGGGCGUGCGGGAUUCCAACUACUCCCUGGAGAGUUCCAUUGAGCUGCUGCAGAAAGACAUUGUGCAGUUGCACGCGCCUCGCUAUCAGUCCAUGCGCAGGGACGUCAUUGGGUGCACUCAGGAGAUGGACUUCAUCCUUUGGCCCCGUAACGACAUAGAGAAGAUAGUCUGCCUCCUCUUCUCCCGCUGGAAAGGGGCGGAGCAUGAGCCUUUUCGGCCUGUUCAGGCCAAGUUUGAGUUUCAUCACGGAGACUACGAGAAACAGUUUUUGCACGCCGUGGGCCGCAAAGACAAGGCUGGGAUGGUUAUGAACAACCCCAAUCAAUCUGUCUUUCUCUUCAUGGACAAACAGCACUUACAGACUCCAAAAACCAAGGCCACAGUUUUCAAGUUGUGCAGCCUGUGCCUGUACCUGCCGCAGGACCAGCUGACGUGUUGGGGCGUGGGGGAGGUGGAGGACCACCUGCGUCCCUACAUGCCAGACUAGCAACCCUCUCCUCCAGCGAGCGAGCAUCCAUCCAACCAACCCUCCAGCCCCAGCUUACCUCACCCCAACCCCCACCUACCCACUGCACCUAGCCCAGACCAGCCCCACCAAAGCAAGUUGACCUCAUCCAUAAUGUUGCUCUAUUGAAUAGAAUUGAACUUGUGCUUGGAACUCUCCUCUUUUUUUGUUGACCACUCACUCAUUCUGCUCAUUGAUUCAACCCCCUUCUGCCUAUCCAUGACCCUUUGAUCCUUCCCAAAGCCUCUCACCAUGUCCCAUCCUCGAGCCUUUCGAAAGAUUUUGGUUUGGUUCCCACUCCGCUUCACUUCACCUCCCUUCCUCAGCUUUUACCUACAAACUCUGCUCCAUCCCUCCCUCCCCACUUCCCUCUGUCACUGCCCCUUCCCUUCACACCUGUCCCCAAACCUCCAUAUGGGUUUUUUGUUUUAUUUGAACCUGCAAGAACAUUUUGAUUUGAGUGGUUGUUUCUCCAUGGAGCAGCAAAGUGAUGAUCCGCAAGUCACAGAAGGAACUUGGUGAUAAAAAAGGAAAGAAAAAACAAACAACAAAAAAAAGCAAGCAAGCAAGCAAACAUGAUCCAAUGACAGUGGUCUUCAUAUGGUCAUCUUGUUUUGGACUGGUUGUGUAUAUGUGUGUAUGUCCCGAGUCAUGAAAGAUUGUUCAACUUGGCUGUAAUAGCAUUUAAAAAGGGGGUAUUGAUUUUUUUUUAAAGAUGCUAGAGAUUUCCUGGUAAAGUGACAAUCUGUGACUUAAGGACAACCAAGCUCGGGCUCAACUCCAGAUAAUAUGCAAAGAGGUAAAGAGGUGGAUGAUUCAGUUCAUUUGGUCUAGACAUUGCUUCUUUUUUUGUCUUCAAACUGCCUUUGUUUCGCUGGACUUAACUUUUUUGUUUUGAGUGUCAUUCCUCGCCUAUAAAUCAAACCGUAUGUCUUUUGUUCCCUGUAAUUUUACAUGAUGCUAAGAUUUGGAGAUUGGGUGGUGGGGGCGGGGGGUGCAGACAGAGGUCUUGAGUUAUGCAAUGCUGGCGAGCAGAAGUGGGGGGUUUGGUCGGGUUGAGAGAGCGGUCACGGGACACCAAACAAGCCACUUGUGCACUAAGAAGCUACUGAGUAAUGCAGAUUUGGGUGAAGGGGAAACCAAUGUUUUAAAAGCUUAUUUUGCCAGACAUACCUACACAUCAAAAAAGGGUGGGUUUUUUUUUUUGAAGAUCACUAGGAUUCUUGUUUUUUGUUUUAAAUUUACAGGAACACACAGAUCUUGUAAUGGAAGAAAACUAAUUAUUGCAGUGCUUGAAUGUGGGACAAGGUUUAUCUGUAAGUCUGCUUUACUUGGCGAAUAAGACAUUAAAUCAUUUCAAUGAGUUUCUUUGUUGAAUCGUUUGCAUUUUAACAAUGAUGGUAAUGGCGCUCUUUUUUGUUUUCUUUUGGGGCGAACCCUCAUGUUUUGAAACGAUUUGAAAUAAAUCCACUCUGCUGAACCAUA